AUGUCAUCCAUCUUUUUGAAUGCUCUACCACUUAAGGGUGAGUGCAGCUUCGUGCCACCAUCACCCCGUGUUACGAUGGUCGGAAUACCUAGAACUCCUGCAGAAGUGGACGAAGCCUUGCAUUCCAGAGGACCUAUUUUUGGGUUCAGUAACUCCUACGCAUGCAUACAGGAUGUUGUCAGCUUCAAGGCCAACGACUCAGCACUGGGCAUUAGCCGAAUGCUCACAGGAAAUGUAUCGGGCCCCUGCACAUCAGCCCUAUAUUACCUGGUAGGGCUCCCCGAGACAAAUUUAUACCUGCUGGUGAUGGAAAACUGGAGAGAUCGAGAAGCAGAGAAUUCUUUUUACCCGUUCAAUUGCCAGAUUACUCGACGCACAGUAGCAAGUGGCGCCUACCGGAUCAUCAAUGGCACAUGUGCACACCAGGAUGACUCGGAGGGCACGCUGGCUGAAGAGAAAAAGUGCCCGCCGUUGCUAAACGUCUCACUCACAUGCGCUUACAACGCAGCAACUGCGAGAGAAUACUGGGUUUGGAACUGGGUCUGGCACCAUACUAUAGAGAAUUCCAGUCUCUUUUGCCUGGCACUGUUGAUCGCAUUGACAAUGCACGCGUUUAUAGUAAAUUGUAGAAAUAUAGACUGA
This is a messenger RNA of Protopolystoma xenopodis, 642 nucleotides long. NCBI's taxonomy places the organism in Eukaryota, Metazoa, Platyhelminthes, Monogenea, Polystomatidea, Polystomatidae. The record is from the annotation of a GenBank genome assembly.